Paramisgurnus dabryanus is the source of this 1493-nucleotide messenger RNA. NCBI's taxonomy places the organism in Eukaryota, Metazoa, Chordata, Actinopteri, Cypriniformes, Cobitidae. The record is from RefSeq and is a predicted model, not a curated record.
UAACCACUCUGAUUAAUAUGUAAAAUAAUAUCUUAAAAUACAAAUACGUUAAACGCGAAAGCAAAUGCAAAUGUUUUAUUUCGGGUCAUUGCAGAGUUUCAUUAAUCUUAUUUAUUGUGAAAGUUUGCGUGGGUGGAGUUUCACCUUCUCCAUAUUCAGAAGUUGGGUGGAUGCUUGAAGCUCCCUCUGUAUGCAGUAUAAAGAGUGGCUCUCGGUCUCUUUAAGACAAGACAAAUUAACGGAUUGUGAAAAUAAUUGGCUCCAUUGCUUACAUUUUUGACAUCACUGAAACAUUAAUGGUGUCCUUUGAUGCGCUUUAUGCUUGACACGAGGCCAGAGGACCAUGAUGGAAUAUUUGAGCGACAAGUUUGCAUUGAAAAGUCAAGCGAUUAAAGGCAGCGAUUACUACAUGGACCAAGUCAUGGAGACUUUAGACAAUGUGCAGUACUACAACAAGACAUCACCGAAAUGCGUUCAGGCCUUCACAAUGCAGAACAACGAUCACCACAACACGAUGGACAGGUCCUCUCCAUGUGACAACCAAAACAGUAAGUACGUGAAUUACUGCGCUCCUAAAACUGAGGACAGCGCUCUUCAUCCCAUGGAAAACUGCUGCAAUAUUCGAGGCUCGCCGGCCACAACCGGACCAGAGAAAAACGACUUAGAAGAGAUCGGUGAAAAAUGCGACAGUAAUGUGUCGAGCAGCAAAAAGAGACGCCAUCGCACAACAUUCACGAGUGCUCAACUCGAGGAACUAGAGAAAGUCUUUCAGAAAACUCAUUAUCCAGAUGUGUAUGUGAGAGAACAGCUGGCCAUGAGAACUGAACUCACCGAGGCUCGAGUACAGGUGUGGUUUCAGAACAGAAGAGCUAAAUGGAGGAAGAGAGAAAGAUACGGACAGAUUCAGCAGGCCAAAAGUCAUUUCGCAGCGACGUACGACAUUUCAAUGCUUCCCAGGACAGACAGCUACUCACAGAUUCCCAACAACUUGUGGACGGGCCCUGCUCCGGGGAGCUCUGUAGUCUCUUCCUGCAUGAUCCCACGAGGGUCCCCUCCAUGUGUGACGUCACCCUACCCCCACUCACCCCGAGCCAGUGAACACGGUUACGUGGGAUUCCCCAAUCACCAACAAAAUCAGUUUGGAGUUAAUCAUGUGUCCCUUAACAACUUCUUUGCCGAUUCACUUCUGGCUUCUUCACCAAACAGUCACGCCGCGUUUGAGACCAAACCGGAGUUUGAAAGGCGCUCCUCCAGCAUUGCUGUAUUGCGGAUGAAGGCUAAGGAACACGCAGCCAACAUAUCUUGGGCUAUGUGAACUCUGAAUUUAUUUUUAAAAUGCUGAUCUAAAUGACUUCCCAAAUAAAGACACUAACUUUUUAGCUAAGAGUCAGAGGCUGGCCCGAGGAGAAAAUAAAGCAGUGUGUUAAAUAUUAAUUCUCUUUUUUGUUGUUUUAAAAAAGAUGUCAGCAAUAAUAUACUUGAAACAACAAAGA